CGCUCAGAGUCGAAGAUAAGCUAGAUACAGAGUCCACAGUCCACACACCAUAGCUAGGCACAGAGAAACAACACCAUGCGCGCCCCGGCGAGCCUCCUGCACGGCGCCGCCCUCGCGAACACUGUCACGGGCGAGCCGUCGUCGUCACCGGUGAGCAUGAAGGCCCCUGAGCAGCAGCAGACGGCGCCUGUGAUGGCGGUGAACUCGGACAUGGUGCUCAUCCUAGCAUCGUUGCUAUGUGCGCUCGUCUGUGUCCUUGGACUCGCCCUCGUCUCCCGGUGCACAUGCCGCCGCCGCCGCUCGGCCUCAUACUCCGAUCACGCCCCUCCUCCCCCAAAGGGCCUCAAGAAGAAGGCCAUCCACGCGCUCCCCACCAUCCCCUUCGCCGCCAACGGGGCUUCUCCGACGCCGGCGACAUGCUCGUCGUCAGAGUGUGCGAUCUGCCUGGCGGAGUUCACGGAGGGGGAGGCCCUGCGCGUGCUCCCACGGUGCGGCCACGGUUUCCAUGUCGCAUGCGUCGACGCCUGGCUCCGGACCUGUGCCACAUGCCCCUCCUGUCGUGCCCCCAUCGUUGCCAUGCCCGCGCAGCCGCCAGCGACGACCACGGUGGUGGUCGUGGUGGCGGCAAACAACAGGUGCGGGAGGUGCGGCGAGUUAGCGGCGCCGACCGGUGGUGGCGCUGACACGUUUUUACCUUAGUUUGUAAUUAAUCAGGUUUGUAGUGUUGUUCUUGUGCCCUGUUUUCCUCUCCCUCUCUGCUUUUUAGCUAGAUCGCGUUGUACAUUCAAUUUGUGUUCAUUGGUUCAUUUUGUACAGUAAAACUUAUGUGUUACUUAAGAUUUGUCAUUUAAUUCGGCUUUAUUGCUGGCUUGGUGCAUUCGACCCAGCAAAACAUAAAUUGUAUGCUCUGCUAGUAAUUGUGUAUUUCUCUACCUUUUGCGA
Molecule: messenger RNA, 942 nt
Organism: Triticum dicoccoides
Lineage: Eukaryota; Viridiplantae; Streptophyta; Magnoliopsida; Poales; Poaceae
Product: RING-H2 finger protein ATL8-like
Exons: 1
Coding region: 76-699 (207 amino acids)
Source: RefSeq, a predicted model, not a curated record